UCUCUUGCUACGACUAGUGAGGGUGAUCACAUUCCAAUCAUUUAGUCGACCAACCAUGGCACUUUCCAGCUCUGUGGGUAAACAAGGUCAAGUAGUUUUUUUCGAGUGUGGCUAAUGUUAACAGUGUAAGCACCACCAGCCUUUGUUCCUUCUUGCAGGUUAACGUCCACACACGUGCCUGUGCUGAACAUACUAGUACACAACUAGUUUAACCGACUAGUAAUUCUAGCGACAUCCCCAGAUAAAACCAAACUGAUUUUGUAAAGUGACCUAACUUUGAAAUGUAAAUCUCUUAUCGUGGUUUCUUCAAAGGGUAUUUACUGGGUAUAGGUCUGAGAGAGAAUGGGCCUUAUCAGUCUCUGGUGGAGUUUCCUCUCGGACAGGAAGGGGGCUUCCUCUGCUUCCUGUACUGUAGUGUGUUACUUUGUGUGCGUGUCUGUGUGUGUUUGUGUGUGGCCCCAGGAGAGAUUGCAAAAGAACAAUCAGUGUAGAAAGAGAAAGAACAAGAGUGAAGCAGCCGACACAAAAUCUAUAAUAACUUGGACAGAGAGCGACGGCGACACUGGAGGGAACCAUGGAAAAAUUAACUGAGAGACAGAUACAAAGACGACAAAAGACAAACUGACACAAAAAAAAAAAAAUCAGGAAGACCAAGACCAGGAAGGCAAGUUCAGAGGAGGACUGAUGAACGAUGGAUUAUGAACCCAAGAAAGCCAAGAAGAGUUUUGUUUCUCCUAUUAAGCGUCUGGUCUGGUCAAAAUCUGCUCGCAGACCAGUUGAUCGAGGCAGCGUGUACCGUCGCCCGCUGCACACUGUUCCUCUUUACCCUCCUGACUACCUCAUCCACCCUGAGAGACUCAUCUUCGACUACAUAGAGAAGGAGGUCAAGUUCCUUGGCCACCUGACAUGGGUGUCAGUGUCAUUAAACCCCUCCAGCCGAGACGAGCUACUACAACUACUGGACACAGCAAGGCAGUUGAAGGUGCUGCCGUUGAAGACCAGCGUGGAUCAGGACUGUAUCCUGAGUUUAUCCGCUCGCUGUCUGCUGCUGACAUGGAGAGACAACGAGAAGCUGCUGGUGAGGAUUCCCACGCAUGAGAUCGCCGCUGCCUCCUACCUGAGAGAUGACGCGCUGCACCUGCUGGUCCUGAAGACAGGUCUGAACGUCGAUACAGUUGUCGCAGGCGACGACAGCCUGGACAGGAAAAAAACAACAGGCGUAGACGGUCGACGUCAAACCAUGAGUAAUGCUGACCCCCGGCCUGCAGGGGGCACAAUGGAGCGAAGACACACCAUCUGUGGAGUGGACUGGAGGCCGUCCCUGUCCAGGAGUAACCACGACAAAAACCAGAAUGUGGAUAGAGGCGGAGUGGGAGUGGGAGUGGGAGUGGGAGCGGGAGGAGGUGGAGAGAGAGCAGGAGGAGGGAGUCUGGAGAGGAAGAGAGUGGGAGGGAGCUGGGAGAGGAGGCAGCAAACACGUAAAACAGGAGGAAGCUGGGAGAACCGCAGAGCGAGACCCAUGAGUGGGAGCUGGGGGGUGGGAGUAGGAGUAGGAGGAGGUGCUGGAGGGAGUUGGGAAAAGAGGCAUGGUGGAGGUGGAGGAGGUAGCUGGGAGAGGAGGGGAGGUGGUGGAGGAGGAGGAGGUGGCGGGGGGAGCUGGGAGCGGCGGCAAGCCUGCACAGGAAGUUGGGAGCGGGGGAAGAGUUAUGGCAGCUGGGAGAGGAGGAACCACAAUCCACUGGAACCAACGCCCUGCCCGGACGCCUACUGCAACCUGGUCAUCCUGGCUGUGGAGAACAAGGAGGCCGCAGAGGAGUACUGCUCUCUGAUCUGUCAGAUGUUCCAGAUCAUUUACGGCCAUCAGACCAUUGAGUGUGUGGACAGAGCAGGGUUUCACCACACCAUGCCCGACCGCUUUUGGCUGCAGAGAAGUGACAGCUGUCUGACUGACAUGUCCUACAGUUAUGAUCCAGACUUUAGCUGCUGCAGCUCAUAUGAUGGUUCCCAGGAUGCCUUUGAGCUCUACUACAGUGAGACGUACAGUGAGAGUUCAUCUCUCUCUCUGCAGGACUCCCAUCGCAGUCUGGCUUCAGUCAGCGACGGAGGAGACAGUAACCCUGCUCUGCUGCUGAUGCAGGAGUACAUGAUAACACUGCGUAAUAAGCUGAAUCCGGUGGAGUUGCAGCACUUUGCCGUGUUGCUGAGAGAAUAUAGAUUGGGAUCAAACAUUGACUACUUCUGCUCUGAGUUGCUGCAACUGUACGGAGACAACCGCAAGUUCCUGCUGAUGGGUAUGCGCCCGUUCAUCCCUGAUAAGGACGUCGGGGUGUUUGAGGGUUUCCUGGAGAGCAUUGGGAUCCGGGAGGGCGGGAUUUUAACCGACAGCUUUGGACGAAUCAAACGCAGCAUGAGCAGCACGUCGGCCACGGCCAUGAGAGGCAGGUAUGACCACAGCUCGAUGGCGUCGGGAUCUCAGGAAUUCAACCGACGCAUCACGGACAUCACCCACGACAUCCAGGCGCUCGGCUUCCAGGACACACACGGAGACAUCGAGGAGGAAGACUACUACCUCUGAUGGAGGGAUGAAGGGGAAACACAGACUCAGUGUGACACCGUGUUUGAACUUUCAGUGUGACCGAGUUCUCUCCUUCUACAGAGAAAUAAACUGUAAAUUAGU
Messenger RNA from Labrus mixtus (cuckoo wrasse), 2677 nucleotides. RefSeq names its product CCM2 like scaffold protein (gene ccm2l). Gene Ontology annotation, biological process: heart morphogenesis. The transcript is spliced from 11 exons. The record is from RefSeq and is a predicted model, not a curated record. Bases 692 to 2575 code for a protein of 627 amino acids. Lineage: Eukaryota; Metazoa; Chordata; Actinopteri; Labriformes; Labridae.